AUGUCGAACAACGACAAGUUGCCUCCAGCGAAUAUCUUAGCAAGACACGUGCAAUCUGGGCUCGAAAACACGGCGAGCGCCGAGGCGGUGGUCAAAUUGGUCGCGGUGUUGAAUGGCCUCGCGCGUCACGAGGAUAAUAAGAGGUAUGACCAAUGGAUAUACCAGGCGAUUGUUCGCGCCGUCGAUGUCCCGCCUGCGCACAUCAGCGCAUUGGAACUGGCAGAUGCGCUUGAAGCACGCCUCACCCGUCGCGAAGGUGGAGAGUCUUGGCCAGCGGCCGCUCUGGUUGCUGCACCCUGUCUACGGGGGGGGCAAGCACUGGUGCUGAGAGGUGUUAGGGGUGUUGCUGCGAUUGAGUCUCUGGUCAGGGCACUGAAAUCUGGUAAUGGCUCAUACAAGUCCAUCUCGCCGAGCAAAUACGCCGACUCUCUGCGUGCGACGCUUCGCAGGGGUGCGUCUGCCCUUGAGUCGGUAUCGCCACUACUUGCUAAUGCGGCCUGGGCUUGCCGGCAUGUGGCGCUUGAGGCCUUCAUGGCAGUCAAACCAGAUGAUAGAGACAACACAGCAAUCGAGGCGCUCCGUGGACUCGAAGCGCACAAGAAGGCAGCGCCGACAGCAAUGAGAGCCCGUGCCAGGUGGUUUGCAUUGCUUGAGACCGAGCUAAAGCCAUGGCAAGCAGCACCAUCCAUCGUUGUUGAAUGGUACUUGAGGCACGCCUCAGCAUUGGACUCGGUACAUGAUUACGAUGGCGCUUUUGCCAUGCGGCGAAAGGGCCGCGGCUACCUCGGUUGCAAAGAUCUACUCUUUCACGGCCUCCUUUUCUGUGGUGAUUUUGAGCGUAAAGCGAAUCCUGUGAUGGCGUUAGCGGAAGCAGCGCGAUGCUUGCAUGCCUCAUUCAAUGGCAACGCAGCACAACAAUAUGAUGCUCCCAUGCGGCGGCGUGCUUGGGCGGCACUUGCACAUGCACCCGCGGCACUAAGGCGAUAUCAUCAAGCGCCUAGGGACACAGAUAGAACUGCUGAGCUUGUGCUCCUUGCUCUCGGAGACGCAGCUGCCGUUUGUGAAAGGCGUGAUGGUGCUGAUACCCGACGCGCUGAUGCUCAACGGGCUGACGCAUACUGGCAUGCAGCCGUACUUGCUGCAAAACGGGCUGAAAUUUCUGUGGCCAUAGCGCGGUGCGAUAUUGCUGCGGAAACGUCUUUGCGAUCCCGCACCGUCAUUGGCCUCGCCGCGGUCGCUAUUGCUAGCUUGUGUCAAGCAGCAGAUGCACGCGAAUUACGCAAUGUCAACACACUGUUCCAGCGUGCCAUCGCGUUACCAGAGAGUAGUGCAGCGGCUUGGACCGCUUUGUCAGAUUGUCUUGACCGCCUUGGGCGGAGUGUAGAUGCAGCGGCGGCUGCAGCGGCGGCCGCAUGCCGCUGCGAGGAUAUUCCUGCAAUCCAAGCAGCAGUUGAACGCUUUUCACGUUCUGUUGCGCGUUUGGGCAAUUCCGCACCUUCUUUACUUGCUGCGCUUAGGCUAAGCGGUGGGCCCCUUGCCAGUUUAGUGCUGCAAGAACGGUUUCGCAUCUGCCAGGCCGGGGAGAGUGGCGCGGCACUUGUCACCGCUGCAGAAGAACUGGCGUGCUGGGACGCUCUGCAUGCAGCAAGGGCGUUGUCAUGUGCCAGUAUUGCCAUUCUCCAGUAUGGGAGGCGCCAAGCGGGUCUCGCGCUCGCGCAACGCAGCCUAAAAGCCGUGAUAAGCUGCAAACCCGUAGCCACCGCAUUGGCGAGUUGCACUUUGGUCGUCGCAACAUCACGUAGUACGUUUGCAGAUGAUGAUGACAUUGGACAAAACAAUGGGGACUCGGCUCUUACAUCUCUUAUGCACCUUUCUGAUCUGCCCCGUUCAGAUAUUACAUCUCUCGCAUCAGCAGUCGUGGCUCUAGGCCACAUGUUUGCUGCCAAUGGCAAUUUUGUGAGCGAGGCAUUGUCAAACGGCAGGCUUGCAGUUAUGGCCUCACAAAUGCACCGUGCGGCAACAACUGCAACUGCAGUUGUCGUUGCGGGCGUUGGAUUUUCCCGCCUGGCGCAGAGCAUGAGUUACUGCCUUGAAAUCAGCUUCGCUGGCAUCUCGAUGCAAGACAGGUGCCGUGACGUGAGUACCAUCGAGGCUCGACAUUCAGGGAUUCUAGCGCAUGGUAUGCUCAAAAGUUUUGACGGUGGUAAAUAUCUCGCCACAGCUCUCGAUGAAGCACGUGCCGCUUGUUUCCCUCGCGCUGAACUGGAGGCCUGUUUGACUUGUUUUGACAAGCGAUCAAUCUGCGGUAACAACGGGCGUUGUGAAGACGCCGCUCGAACACGCGAGGCUGUUCUCACACUUCGACCACACUGUGGACGAGCUGUACUCCUCAAGGACUCUGCAUUAUCCAGGGAUGAUGCAAAGAGCGUCCUCUGGCUCCAACUUGCUGAAAUUUGGCUCGCCCGUGGCUGUGGCUCGCGCGCAGAAAGAUAUGUUUCUCGUGCACUGGGCUGCGAGCCUGGAGUAGUGUGCGGUCAGAUUGACUUUGCGAAGUCCCUGCGUCUCCGGAUUGCAACUCGGGCACGUCACGCACUUGAUGUCGGUGAUCUACUGAGGCGCCAGGGCAAUCUUAAAGGUGCAGAGGCCUCCUACUUGGACGCCAACGACGCACUGAUUCUCACCAAUGAUGAUGGAGCUUACCUUUGUUACCGCCUCGGCUGCCGGCUCCUUCAUCGUGCAUCACAAAACGACGCAGUCAUCAUAUCAGAGGCCCUGAAUCUAUUGCGGUGCGCGUAUCUCACCGCACGACGUUCAUGCCACCGGAAGCUGGCCACAAAUAGCGCGCGAGUCUUUGCUGUUGCGAUUCUCACCGCCGUACCUGGCGCAUUUUCUUCCCCUCUUGUUGCACUGCUUGUACAUGCAUCGCUUGGACGCGCACGCCUUGCCACCGAGGCGAGUGAUGACCCCGAUGGUGCCUUGAGCGCUGCGGCAGCCCAAGUUUAUGAGCUACUUGACAUACUCCUUGCUGGAGACAUAGAAUGUCUGAGUUGGUGUGAGCACCUCAAAGCGAAUGAAUGUCGCGGCACCAUUAAACUUGACCAGCUCCUCGCCCCACUCCCUCGGACCUACGUCACUGUGGCAACUGUCAUUGCGCCAACAGGACACAUAGUCGUUGCUCGCCUGCAGCACGGCCGGCCACCGUUGACGCUGUGCAGAUUGCUCCCGCCGCUGUGGUACGUCUCGCAUGGCCAUCGCACCACAGUUGGAGUGUGCCAAGAAGCCCUCUGCGCUUCGUCGUUGGGUCUUCGCACAGGCAAUCCACCGGCACAUAGUGAGAAGCAAUCCGCCAACACUACCUUUCAAGAUGAGAUGAACAAUCUGGAUGAACUCGGCAGGCCUGUAGCGACAAGUAGUAUGAAUGCAGCCAAGUGUAAGGCCUGGUGGCGUCAGCGUCACGCUCUGGACACUCUUCUGGAGGGUGGUCUUGGUGAGUUCGAAGAGACCUGGCUUGGUCCUCUGCGCGCUCUCUUAGUAACAGCAUCUGUGCCGACAUGCAGCUAUCCAAAAAUCAUGGACGAUGAGCGGACCCGGAAACCGCUCCAAGAGCUAAUGCGACUCUGUGUCAAUGUAGAGCCUCGUAUGAGCAAUGCUGAUGUCAACGCCCUGCUCCGUGCUACCGCAGGCAUCUUUGACGCAAAAUCUGCGGCUGUACCCCUGUCGAUGCUCGAGCUCAGGGAGGGGUUGGCUGCAGCUCAGUUGUCAGCUGUCUCAACCCUGAAGGCUGCGGAACUCACGGUCAUACUUGGUGGUUUGAGGAUAAGUACGGUUGGACUCAAAAAGCAGUUGGUGGGCCGCCUCUCCGCAGCACUCCAAGGUGCCGCCACUAGUGCCAAAAUCUCAAAGUUCAAUGAGACUUGUGGUGUUGCGGCGACUGUCAAGCGCCAGCCUUUGAUCCUGGCUCUUGAUGAACGGCUUCAACGUCUGCCAAUUGAGGAUCUAGCAGUGCUGCGUGUCAUACCAACGUCGCGCGUACCCUCGAUUGCAUUAGUGCUUGCACUCGCAGCACGAAUGCACUUCAGCGCACAGCGUGUCGGCUGUUAUGGCCCAUCACGGAUUUGUUGUGUCGUUGACCCCGAGGCAAACCUGCCAACAACACGUAAAACAUUGAAUGGCUUUCUUGAUAGUGUCCAGCAACACAGGAAUGUCAUUUGGGUUCGGAUUGCGACGGAAAGAAGUUUAUCUAGUGCAAAUAUUGCGGCCCAACUUGCCAACGAACUGCGAGACUGUGCCAUCUAUCUCUUCUGUGGACAUGGUCACGGCGCUGUCUACCUGAACUGCGCCCUCGAGUCUAGAAGAUUCGUACCCACAUCACUUCUCAUGGGUUGCUCUUCUGGUACCCUCUCCAGUGAGGGCGACUUUGAGCCAAGAGGGAUCCCACUCGAACUAAUCGCCAGAGGCGCUCCGACAGUCGUCGCUAUGCUAUGGGAUGUCACCGACCGCGAUAUUGACCGUGUCACACUCAAUCUACUUGAUUCCAUUGGUAGUCACGUGACUAGAUCUUUUCCCGAGCUCCUCAAUGAUGCGCGGGCAAAGACAAAGCUCCGUAAACUAAACGGUGCCGCGCCUGUUUGUUACGGCCUUCCUGUAUCUCUUUCUGAUAUUGAGUGCGCGCAUGCUCUAUCAUUACUUCGUACUUCACCCCCAGCCCUGACUCUAGGACUAGGAUAUGAUAAAAUAAGGACACUACUAGUCGCCUGCGAGAAGCCUCCAGUCGCUCAUCUCGCGCGGUGCUUGCGCCUCGUCACAAAUCGAAAACUCGAAGCCCGCUGCCAACGAUCAGCUCGUUUAGUCGCGGGUAGGGACGCGGCUGUAUAUUCAGUAAAACUUGAGCGAUGUCGAUCUCUUGCAAUAGCCUUCAAAACGGCCGUGCCGCGAAUCGAAAAGGCUUGUUCUACCUGGUGUGACGUGAAGCGUGCUGACGAAGCUGCCCUUCUCAACGCCGCCAUAGCAGAGAUAGAAUUAUGUCUUGGUCAAAGUUUUGGUGGCGGAAAUUGUGGUAUAUACGUUGGCUUACUGAAUCCUGGAGCAAAAACCUUGACUUACGUAGCCACGAGCUCACAUAGCCCAGUGAAAGAACAAAGACUAAAAGCCGAUGCAGGUGUACUUUCUCGAUGUAUCACAAAAGGUGAAACAGUCACCGUCGAAAAUAUUGAGAUAAGCAAGGAAAGCGAUCUGAAAUUAUUCGGAAGUCCAGACGGAAAUUAUCCAUUCAUUUGCACUCCACUGCGUGCCGAAACUGGACGCCCUCUAGGCAUCCUCGCAGUAGAUGGCUUCUGUUCCAAUGCCAUGCCACUUGAUGCAAUGACAGCCCCCCAGUCUAUUUCCUCGGGGAUGAGGACAAGCGCUGCUGAUUUUCACAUUCGACUUGCACCCUUUCUUGCUAAGAAUGAUGACGCAUGCAAGAGAAUUAAAUUUUGGAAAUUACAAAAUGAUAACAAGAAUGAAAAUGUUUAUGAAAAUAGUAUCAAUAGGGUUGCCGCGUCCAAGGGUGUCGGAAUGGUUUACAGCAUACGGUGGGAAGAUGGCAAAUGCGAGACAGAGAUCUCUUUUCGGGCCCUGAAAGAAAGGCUCCGAGCUACACCCGCCGGUCUUGGUGUCGGUGUGCCGUGUGAUACAGCUCUGCAGGGUUUUUUGGAAUACGCAGGAAAGAUAAUUGGUGAUCGUCUGUUUCGGCUCCGGCUGAUAAUGCACGUCGACAAAAUCCUCCGUGUCCCAGAGAUUUCAAACAGUACAACGAAUGAACUCUACCAACAAAGUCUGCGAUCAUCCAUGACUUGCAUGUUGAGUGCACGUGUUGCUGAAAUCUGGGAGUACGACCAAAAUUACUCCAUAAAUGUUGUGGCUCGCCUGGGACUAAAGUUCAAGUUUCAGAAACUGUGCACUCCGCGUCGACUUCUUGAGAUCCCUAUGCACAGACGAUAUCUUUUCUGGGAGCACGUCAGGACCCAAGCGAGCUUCCCGAUGCCACACGCAAACGAAAUUAUCGUCGCACCAUUCGGAUGUCAUCAAUCAGACGUGAGUUCAAGGCACCUCUUGGUAGUUACGUGCGCACCGGGUGAAGUCGAUUCGAAAGAUGUUAUAUGUCUGCGAGAGAUGAGCAUCGCACUUGCUGCGGCAACCCAGCGCAUGCGUUUUAGAGAGAUGCGAGCAAGUGCUCGAAAACAAACACUGCAACAUGCGAGCUUGCUUUGCGACAACCAUCUGGCGUCAGCAUCUGCUCUGAAAUCCGGAGCUAUGACACUAAUUAAACAUUGCUUUCCAUCGUCUAAUGUCUAUCUAGGAUUCUUACAAGCUGGUGGCGAUAAUAUCAGAAUCCAAAGUCAAAGCGAAUGCCGUUCACACCACAGUCUCAUAUUUAAAUGUCUUCCGCCGACGUCUUUGGGGAAUAUAGUACAAUACGGGAAACUCUGGUAUGCUGCUACAAUACAGAAAGAUAGGGGACACCUCAAAUAUGACAUAACAUAUGACCUAAAGGACUGGAUGGGGCGGCAUGAACUGGAAGCGGGAGUUCCCGUCGCGCGUCUGCAGCAUGCACCAACAGAAUGCCCACGGGCGAUUUCAGGCGCCGUGGCGACAAUCAUACAAACCGAUGAUGACCCCUGGCCCAUCUUGAUAGCCCCCAUUGGUCAGCACUUGGGAAUCAUUUGUGUCGAUUCAUGGUCAAAGAAAAACCCAGAGGCUGAUCAUGAUGAGCUCAAGGUACAACACAUUCCAAUGGCCUGGAUCGUGGAACAGAGGGGGACAUGCUUAACCGUCGCCGCAAGAUACUGGCUAGCGAAAGUUGCCCUGGCCAGUCAUCCAUCUAUUCGGUUUUUGUCUGUUUUUGAAGACUGUCGGAGUCUCUCUGCGUUCCCUGCGUUACUCUCCAGUCACAGGUUCAAGCACAACGCCGCUACUUGGAGAGACAUGGCAUUUAGCACGAAGAUGACCGAAAUUGCGCAGCGAUCUUUGAGCAGUGUGGCGGUCUUUGCGUGUCUUUCUCUGAUUAGAGCUGACACUUUGAAUGCGCUUGAAGAUCUAUGCGCCAGAGACAACGCUCAACUGCGGAGUACGUUGCGACAAGCGACCGAAUUGAUUUCGAAGUUGGUUGCAUCAAUGGACGUAUACGUUGGAUAUGCAUUGCCAGGAGAUGGCAGCAUCUGUGUUUUGUGCUCCUCACCAAAGAUCAACACGAUCCAUUCACAGCUUUUGGAACGAGAAGACGAACACGUUGUAGUGCGCUGCAGGCCCCUGCCGCAGUCAGCAACACUAAUGAUGAGUUUGAGUAUUCACACAAUACCUAGUGGCGAGAUGGCACAUGAUUUAGCUUGCUAUUCUGAAAAUGAAAACCCAAGUUUAACUGGGAACGUAUUCUUGUCGUCUGCUUCGGUUUCGAGCAUGCUCUAUUCCCCGGGACAGUACGUCUGUGUAUUUUGUGGUAUUGAUGGCGUGGAGCUCGGCAGGACUACACCUUCUUCUCGUUCGUUGCAUCCAGAAUGGACCAACUUGCAUAUACCCCUUUCCCAUUCAUGUGAAAUACUUGUCAAGCUGAUGUGCUCUUCCCCUGAGCUUUCAGAUUCUGUCAUCGGAAUGGCCACACUAUCUCGUUAUUCAUUGAUAUAUUUACCGCGAAGCAAAGCUGAAGUGAAGCUGCGCAUGCCCAUCACGAGCGACAUGCUCUCCAAGGAGACAGCUACAGAUGUUGGAGCGUCUCAUGUCCUUCGACAGGAGACGAACGAGAUUGUCCUCAUCUUGCGCAUACAGCAAGUUUUGAUACAGCUAGAACCUCAGGCUACCCACUCUUCUUCACCAGCUGCUACCGAUCCAAUCUCCACAACACGCUUGGUGGACGGCGUUUUGGAGUUUCAGAGCGUGGGAGUAGAAUUAGCGCCCGCUGUUCUCUCUAGAAUAGAGGCAGCCUGUUUUAAGAGGGUGCCAUGCCAUCUUAGAUGCGAUGGCUCGGUCGACUUGAUCGUUGUGCCAUUCAAUGAUCUUGCGGUGAAAAUAGGACAGCACGUCGUUGGACCAGAGGGAGGGACCAACUUUGCUACAAUUCUUGCGUGCUCAACUGGUUGUAUCGACAUGAGCACCUUCUGGUUUGUGCGCGACGUGACCAGACGGAUGGAAGCAAACGUGCGGUACAGCCGACAGAGGGAACUUCGCGAUAGUGCGCGAUCUUACGCCUGUCGCCAAAUCUUGCUUCCAUUUGCAUGCGUGCCGUUGGAGAAUGCGGGAUCUAUGCUUGGGAUUUUAGGGGCAGAUACGUUUGAUUACGUCAGCAAAUGUCGCGAAGGAGUCGAUAGUCCUCCUGAAGAUGGUUCAAACGUCGUGGUGAAUAGCCCAAUCCAUGUUAUUGAAGGAAUGGCGGACAGGCAACUGGACGAUUUGCGGUCAAUAUCGCAGAUGGACAUUGGCAAAUUACUUCAAGCUACUCUGUAUGCCAGCCACCUAAAGCCUCAUUUUGUUGGCAAUGCCCCACGAAGGAUGAUUGUGCCCUUCGUUGGACUUGAAGAUCACAAGAUCCUUGUGGUGAAUCUAAGAUUCAACUCACAGCCACGUGCCAUGGACGUUGCCUAUGUUCUGACGGUCGCCAGGCGCAUGCAAGUAUUGCUACCGAGUCGCCAUCUUCAGAUUGCGCCCAGCGCCUGUCACGAACUGAAUCCUAUACGCGCCAUCUAUCUGACAGAAAGCAUCAUUUGAGCUGACGUU
This is a messenger RNA of Aureococcus anophagefferens, 8748 nucleotides long. RefSeq lists its product as hypothetical. Gene Ontology annotation, molecular function: cysteine-type endopeptidase activity. The record is from RefSeq and is a predicted model, not a curated record. Lineage: Eukaryota; Pelagophyceae; Pelagomonadales; Pelagomonadaceae. Gene Ontology annotation, cellular component: mitotic spindle; nucleus; centrosome. Bases 1 to 8739 code for a protein of 2912 amino acids. Gene Ontology annotation, biological process: meiotic chromosome separation; proteolysis. The transcript has 18 exons.